Eublepharis macularius is the source of this 1455-nucleotide messenger RNA. RefSeq names its product solute carrier family 30 member 2 (gene SLC30A2). The transcript is spliced from 8 exons. Bases 46 to 1161 code for a protein of 371 amino acids. Gene Ontology annotation, cellular component: plasma membrane. Gene Ontology annotation, biological process: zinc ion transmembrane transport; response to zinc ion. The record is from RefSeq and is a predicted model, not a curated record. Gene Ontology annotation, molecular function: zinc ion transmembrane transporter activity. NCBI's taxonomy places the organism in Eukaryota, Metazoa, Chordata, Lepidosauria, Squamata, Eublepharidae.
GGGAGGGGGGCCGAGGCAGGGCUCAGCUCGCACCUGCCGCGGAGGAUGGAGCCGGGCGACGCGGGAGAGAAGAGCCCCCUCCUGAAAGGGCCAGCAGCCAGUUCUUAUUUAGGGAUUUCGAGAAGCAGUUUCCAUGGUUCGAUGCUUGGCUAUGUCCCAGACCUCUCUGCCAUUGAACUGGGCCUGAAAGGAAAUCAGCAUUGCCAUUCCAGCUGGGCUUCUGGUAACAGCUACGACUAUGAAAGAGAGAGCGCACGGAGGAAGCUGUACAUGGCCUCUGUGAUCUGCUUGGUCUUCAUGAUAGGGGAAGUUGUGGGGGGAUAUUUUGCCCAUAGCUUGGCCAUCAUGACGGAUGCAGCCCAUCUACUGACCGACUUUGCCAGCAUGAUGAUCAGCCUUUUCUCCCUCUGGAUGUCGUCCCGUCCGGCCACCAAGACAAUGAACUUUGGCUGGCAUCGGGCAGAGAUUUUGGGAGCCCUCCUGUCAGUGCUGUCCAUCUGGGUUGUGACAGGUGUCUUGGUCUACCUGGCAGUCCAGCGGCUGCUGUCGGGCGAGUAUGAGAUAGACGGGGAAGCAAUGCUCAUCACCUCUGCCUGUGCAGUGGCAGUGAAUAUCAUAAUGGGAGUUUCUCUUCACCAGCCGGGACAUGGGCACAGCCACCUCAGUCAUGGGAAGGGGCAGAAUACCAGCGUCCGGGCGGCAUUCAUCCAUGUGGUCGGGGACCUUCUGCAGAGCAUCGGGGUCUUGGUGGCAGCCUACAUUAUCUAUUUCAAGCCAGAGCUGAAGUAUGUGGAUCCCAUCUGCACCUUCCUGUUUUCCAUCCUCGUCCUUGGAACGACGCUGAGCAUUCUCCGAGACGUGGUCCUCGUGCUGAUGGAAGGCAAACCCAAGGGCGUGGAUUUUAAUGAAGUGAAGACAAUUCUGCUGUCCAUCAGUGGUGUAAAAGCCCUUCACAGCCUCCACAUAUGGGCCUUAACCGUGUCUCAACCAGUCUUGUCGGUCCACAUUGCAAUCAAUGAGAAUGCAGAGGCACAGACCAUCUUGAAGGAAGCCAGUUCCCGUCUGCAGGAGGCCUUCAACUUUCACACCACUACCAUCCAGAUAGAGAACUACUCGGAGGACAUGAAUGAUUGUCAGGAAUGCCAGAGCCCCUUGGACUGACUGAUGGCCUCUGAGGAGGGUUGCUAAGCAACCCUCACUGGAUGGCCUUGUCAAAACUGCUACCUCAGUCUUCCUAUCACUGUGACUUUAAAAUCUUGUGGCUUUCGGGCCGGUUGCGACCGGGGAGCAUUCCAGGGUCACUCAAGGGGUGUUUGAGACUUCAGCAAUGUGAUUGUUUUCCACUGUAUUUUGCAUUUUAAGGAACCAUCAUGUUUUUUCUCCUGUUUGUUCAUUAAUGUCUCCUUUUCAGCCCAUACAAGAAAUGUCAUUUUAAAAAAUAGCCUGAAAUUAAAA